Fraxinus pennsylvanica is the source of this 465-nucleotide messenger RNA. NCBI's taxonomy places the organism in Eukaryota, Viridiplantae, Streptophyta, Magnoliopsida, Lamiales, Oleaceae. The record is from the annotation of a GenBank genome assembly.
AUGGGUGUUUUGGAUCAUCUCUCCAACGUGUUUGAUCGCUCCUCUGGAGGUUCCAAGCUCAAGAAACGCAAACAAUUGCAGACAGUGGAGAUAAAAGUGAAAAUAGAUUGUGAAGGAUGUGAGAGGAAGGUGCGAAGGGCAGUUGAAGGUAUGAAAGGGGUUAGCUCAGUGGAGAUUGAACCUAAGCAAAACAAGCUUACAGUGGUUGGUUAUGUCGAGCCUGAAAAAGUGGUAGCUCGAGUGAUUCAUCGGACCGGGAAGAAGGCUGAGCUUUGGCCCUAUGUCCCGUAUGAUGUAGUCGAACAUCCUUAUGCACCCGGCGUCUACGAUAAGAAGGCCCCGGCUGGGUACGUGCGUUAUACCGAGGACGCUCAAAUCUCGCAUCUUGCACGUGCAAGCUCGACUGAAGUUCGUUACACCACUGCUUUUAGCGAUGAAAAUCCUACUGCCUGUGUGGUUAUGUGA